Messenger RNA from Adineta ricciae, 1437 nucleotides. Lineage: Eukaryota; Metazoa; Rotifera; Eurotatoria; Adinetida; Adinetidae. The record is from the annotation of a GenBank genome assembly.
AUGGUGUUUUCGAAAGGACGAAAAAACAUGUCUACUAGUAGUCAGGCACAGAAAUCUACAUCAAGAAAAGCUACCAGUGCAUCAGUGGACACUGAUUCUGCACAUCAAUUAUCAGUUCACUCUCGACAAGGUCGAAAUAAAUUGCUCUCGGAAUCGAUUUUACCAUUACUUUUAUGUCUUGCAUGUCCGUUUCUCGUUCGAUCGAUUGUAUUCAUCUGUACACAUUGCCAUGGAUCUAUUUCUGAAUUCUUCCAACGUCUCUUAUUCAGUCAAACGGUGACCUUAAAAGACAUCUUAGAAGAUUUUUUCUAUUUCGAAUGGCAUUGGCCAUCGGGAAUCAUCAUAAUCAGUUUCUUAAUCUAUGCUGUUGUUAUGACCAUUAUCUUACCUGGAAAAGAAUAUAAAGGUCCGGUAACAGAUACAGGACAUGUGCCUGUCUAUCGAGACAAUGGUUUUUGUUAUUACAUUGUUUCGUUAAUUCUAUUUGCAAGCUUAACAUUUCUGUUGAAAUUGAAUCAUCUCUCUCCAACGUAUAUUUAUGAUCAUUGGGAGGAGUUCUUAUCGACUGUCAGCACAUUUGCUUUUCUAUUAUGUUUUCUUGUUAUGUUGAAAGGCAAAUAUAUACCAUCGACAAACGAUCAUCGAUCGUCAUCAAAUUGGCUGACAGAUUUUUAUCGUGGUGUCGAAUUGUAUCCACGAAUAUUUAAUGUCGACAUUAAACUUAUUACUAAUUGCCGUUAUGGCAUGUUGGCUUGGGCAUUAUUAACAGUGAUUUUCUGUAUGAAAACGUUUGAGUUAUAUGGCUUUACAGAUAGUGCUUUUAUAACAUGUGUUUUAACACUUGUGUAUCUAACGAAAUUUUUCUGGUGGGAGUCGGGUUAUAUGAAAACCAUGGACAUUAUUGUUGAUCGUGCUGGAUUUUACCUUUGCUGGGGUUGUCUCGUAUGGGUAUCUGGUAUUUAUACACUUCCAUCUUACUUUCUCGUCACACAUCCCAAUCAGCUCGGUUGGACAUCAACGGCAAUCGUAUUGACAUUAGGUCUUGUCUCAAUCUAUAUUAACUAUGAUUGCGAUCGACAAAAAAUACAAGUUCGAUCAACGCAAGGUAAAUGUUCAGUGUGGGGCAAACCAGCGAGAACAAUCCAAGCCAAAUAUCGUCUAUUGAACGGUAAAGAACAUGAAAGUACAUUAUUAGCUUCGGGUUAUUGGGCGAUUUCAAGACAUUUUCAUUACAUACCGGAAUUAACCUUAGCCUUUCUUUGGACAUAUCCAUGCGGUCUACAACAUAUCUUACCAUAUUUUUAUGCUAUUAUUCUAUUUAUAUUGCUAAUGCACCGUGCACAUCGAGAUGAUCAAAAGUGUCGACUAAAAUACGGCCUUGCCUGGGAUAAAUACUGUCGUCUAGUGCCAUAUAAAGUAUGGCCGGGAAUAUAUUAA